Molecule: messenger RNA, 659 nt
Organism: Lycium barbarum (goji berry)
Lineage: Eukaryota; Viridiplantae; Streptophyta; Magnoliopsida; Solanales; Solanaceae
Product: hydrophobic protein LTI6A-like
Exons: 3
Coding region: 171-338 (55 amino acids)
Cellular component (GO): membrane
Source: RefSeq, a predicted model, not a curated record
AUACUUCAUUCAUCGAAUAUACGUGAAACACAUGGUCGUUGGGGGUGUCUCACUUUGCCUAUAUAUCAGCAGCCACUUCACAAUUUCAGUUUCUAUCAAUACUGAAAAAUCACUUUCCCUCUCUUCCAUAUAUAUUUUCAGUAAAUUUCUUGUGACUAGUAGAAGAAAAAAUGGGGGCCAUGACUUGCAUAGACAUCCUUUUGGCCAUCAUCUUGCCUCCCCUUGGUGUCUUCUUCAAGUUUGGUUGCAAGUGUGAAUUCUGGAUCUGUUGUUUGCUGACUCUCUUCGGAUGGCUGCCUGGUGUUAUCUAUGCUAUUUGGGUCCUUACCAAGAACUGAUCAUCUCUUCCCGCAUGAGUUGGAUUCAAUCCCUCACCACACACUGAAGGACAGUGACGGACUUAGGAUUUUGAGUUCGGGGUGCUGGACCCAGAAAUUUUGAGUUCGGGAGUGCUCUAUUAACUAUUUAUAUCUGUUUCCUUUAUAUUUUUUAUACAGCUAUACACUCCGAGACUGAGUUUAAUGGGUGCUGGAGCACCCAAAAUUUGCUCAUGGAUCCGCCACUGGUGAAGGAUGAGGGGCUCACACCAUGUGAGCUACCCUUCAACCCCAUGGUGAUUGGCAAACUUAUUAUUAUUAUUAUUAUUAUUAUUAUUAUUA